Necator americanus (New World hookworm) is the source of this 3078-nucleotide messenger RNA. RefSeq lists its product as uncharacterized. Gene Ontology annotation, molecular function: protein binding; protein tyrosine kinase activity; ATP binding. Bases 1 to 3078 code for a protein of 1025 amino acids. NCBI's taxonomy places the organism in Eukaryota, Metazoa, Nematoda, Chromadorea, Rhabditida, Ancylostomatidae. Gene Ontology annotation, biological process: protein phosphorylation. The record is from RefSeq and is a predicted model, not a curated record. The transcript is spliced from 27 exons.
AUGUCGUCGACACAUGAGGAUAGGUUAUCGAUUGGCGAAGCGUCGCAUGGAGAGAUAUCGCUAACGAAACUGCUUUUAGCCGCAGAUUUGAUGAGGUACGAAAAUGAUAUGCGAGAUGUGCUGAAGUUACGACAUGCUGGUGACUUACAAUACGUUGAAGAACAAGAUCUUACUGGCAUAGGUAUGAGUCGACCGGAACAGAAGCGUCUCCGUAAGGAAUACACCCGACUAUAUCCGAGUGGAUUCGUCGGCAAAUUGAAGAAAGUCUUCGGGAGGUCCGAAAGCGCUGAUCGCCGGGAGAUUGUGACAGUACGAGAGGAAGACGAGGAGGAUCAACAUGUAAUUCCACCGGAAAAGAUAACCCUCUGCAAGGAGCUUGGCCACGGUGAAUUUGGCUCCGUCUGGCAAGCAUCGUGGAAGGGUGGGCCGAAUGGAGCCGAAUCCAUGCAGGUGGCGGUGAAAUGUGUAGCACCGGAUAAGCUCAUCACUAGCUCAACGGCAUUCCUACAAGAAGCAGCGAUUAUGACAAAAAUGCAUCAUGAAAAUGUUGUCCGAUUGUAUGGAGUUGUGUUGGAUAUGAAAAAGGUUAUGAUGGUUUCUGAACUAGCAACAUGCGGAUCGUUGCUCGAAUGCCUUCAUAAACCAGCUCUACGGGAUUCGUUCCCAGUCCAUGUUCUAUGCGACUACGCAGAGCAAAUCGCUAAAGGGAUGGCGUAUCUGGAGUCGAAGCGACUUAUACAUCGAGACCUGGCAGCGAGGAACGUGCUGGUUUUUGGUCCCAAAAAGGUGAAAAUCUCGGACUUUGGAUUAUCACGAUCACUUGGAGUAGGUGAGGACUAUUAUCGGAGCGAAUUUUCCACUUCCCUUAAGCUCCCUAUCGCCUGGUGUGCUCCUGAAUGUAUUAACUUCCUCAAGUUCACCUCAGCGUCAGACGUGUGGUCGUACGGUGUAACUUUAUGGGAGAUGUUUUCUUACGGAGAAAUGCCGUGGAAUGGAAAAACAGGCGCAGAGAUUCUUCAACUAAUCGACCAAAAACGAGAACAUCUCGGCCGGCCAACAUCUUGCCCUGAGGAUAUGUACGCAAUGAUGGAAGAGUGUUGGAAUUACGCUCCAAUAAAAAGACCAACUUUUGCGCAAAUUAUGACGCAAUUCCCAGAAAGACUUCCUCAGACAGUAAGAGCUGUCUGCGACUGCCGUGAUUCCGCUAGUGAUCAUUUACAGUUCCGAAAAGACGAUCUUAUCGUGGUUAUUGAUCGGACGCCUUCAAGUUAUCCUGACGGGUAUUAUUGGUUUGGUUCGCUGCGGAACGGCCGAACUGGGCUAUUUCGACCUACGGAUACAGUUGCUCAUCUAGGUGCAGAAAAUCCAUCAACCGUUGAAGUUAUUUCCAGUGGAUGUGUAGCAAAAAAUAUAGAAAGGAAAGAGAAAGAGGAGAAGAAACCAACUAAGAAGGACAAGGAACGUGAGCGUGAAAAACGAAAAGCGUUGAUCUCAGAACCGGUCGGAGAGGUUCGACAUACGUGUCAUGUCGGUAUCGAUGGGACUGCUUUUGGCCUACUUCAGCUAGACAAAAAAGACCUCGCUCCGACAUCCGCUUCUCCGUCAGCGGCCAGGACUAACGGUUCGUCAUCAUCACGACCGCAACAAUCUCCUUCAUUGUCACAGGUUUCAUCACCGGUUGUUCUCAGAGACGUAGUUGCUCGUGACGGUGUCAAUGUACGGGAAACGAUGUCGUUAAGAGAUGUGGCUACUAUAAAAGAUGCGGUGACAUUCCGAGAUGUGACGUCACCACCGGUCUCGCGAGCACCCUCCCAGCCACCCCCGUCAACAUCGCAACAGUCAUCGCCACAAGUGCCUCGAUCAAGCGUGUCACCAAGUGCUCCUCCGCUUACGGAAUCAGCUCUUAAUUCCAUGAAUCGUAGUAUGCAAGAGGAGUUUGUGGAACUCUCCUCCACUCCUGCUGCUCCUUACCGCAGCGAGACGCCGCGCCAUAAACCGCCUAUCAGCGCCCCGCUUGCUAAACCGAUUUCUGCCGUUUAUGCAAGGACCCCUGCUCGCGACGUGACAAACACGAGCGUUUUCCAAUCCGGACCCAACACUGAGGAUACGAUCCUCUGCGAUGAAGUUGGGCAUUUGGAGAGAGAUCUAACGGAUUUCUCCCUAUCUUCACUAAAUGAUCUCGUAGAUGAUACGCGACCACUGCUUUCCGACAAUGGAAGAGUCACUGGCCAACCAAGGGCUACGAGCAGUGCUUCCUCGUCAUCAACACCAUCUCCGAACUCGAUCCGAUUAAUGACGCCUGAAGAAUUGCAGCGAUGGCAUGACAAAGAGGCCCGAGAGCAUAGAAAGGCUGAUUCUAAAUUAAAUGGUUCGCGUCGUAAGGAGAUGCUUCCAGAUGGCCCAAUCGUUGACGAAAAGUCGUUCAGUGCUCGACAGACUAAACCGGUCCCACCGGAUUGGUCAGUGGAAGCGCAGGAAGCGUACAAACUAUUGGUGGAAUGUGGUCGUGAUCUCACAAAUACACCUUCACCACGUUCCUCACCAACAUUUGAUCAAAGGAAACGAAUAACGGUUAUCGAAAAGAAACCAGCAUCUGUGUCGCCAGUACCGUGUAAGCCCGCCACGCCGCCUAUCGCUAACUUACGCGAUCGUGCAGCGGGAAAUAUAAGCGAGAGCGUAGAAGAUAUAACAAGUUACUCUCCACAAAAACGAGUGCAUAUAAUUGAAACAAAGCUGUUGACGACGAAAUCAACGGAUGAGGAGCGCGCUCCACCCGGGCUUCCACCCAAAUUCGACCAGAAACCGCCACCCUGCAGACCUCCAAAGACUCGUAACAUUCCUGUUGUUAUGAAUGGUCGUUCAAUCAACUACGACAAUUUGAACGGUAUCGGGGCCGGUCGAGCACCACCACCAGUGCCGCCGAAACCGAAAAUGAAUAUUGUACGCCCGACAUCGAUGUCUCCUCCACCAGCAACUCAACAGCUGCAAAUCGACAAAGAAUCACCAGGGUUUGCCCCGUCGAUCACUCGUGGAAGCUUAUUUAAUGCGACAAAAAAAGAGGAGGUUAUCAAGUUUUGA